AUGCCUACCCUCGAUCUCAGCGAGCUGAAUAUUGUGCUCUCGGUCCUAGGGGGCUUUAUCCUGCUCUAUGGGGUCAUCUCCUCCAAGAUCAAGAAUGUCUGGUAUCUUGGAGAAGCACUACCCGCCGUCGUUUUUGGGAUAAUUCUAGGGCCGAUUGCAUCGAAGUUCAUUGAAGCUCAAAAAUGGGGUGUUGGGGCACCGGACCAGCAGAAUGCCAUUACUCUGGGAAUCACGCGUGUAGUUAUCGGGGUCCAGCUUGUGAUUGCUGGGUUUCAACUGCCUGCAAAGUAUCAGAUGUCUCGUUGGAAAGAAAUGCUGAUCUGCUUGAUUCCAAUCAUGACAAUCAUGUGGUUGUGCACAACCGGAUGCAUUCUGCUCACAGUCCCCAAACUAACCUUGUUGACUGCGUUGGUUAUCGGUUCCUGCGUAACCUGCACGGACCCAAUUCUCUCCCAAGCCAUCGCGAAAGGCCCCUUUGCAGAUAAGUUUGUUGCUCGAGACCUUCGUGAGAUCAUUUCUUCUGAAGCUGGCGCCAACGACGGAUUUGGAUUUCCCUUUCUCAUGCUUGCAACUUACCUUAUCCGAUACGCCAAUGUACCUGGAGCAGGAGAAAACCAUAAACUUCAUACGAGAUCCGGGGAAAUUGGCCGUCUUGGUGGAGGAGUUGGAAAAGCCCUUCAAAUGUGGGUGGUGGAAACCUGGCUAUACAUCGUGCUCAUGAGCGUUGCAUAUGGUGCCAUUUUCGGCUUUGCAAGCUGCAAAAUUCUUAAAUUUUGCCUUAAAAGACGGUGGAUUGAUAACGAAAGCUACCUACUCUGGCCGUCCGCAAUGGGUUUUUUCAUCGUCGGCACAUGUGGUGCCCUCGGGACAGAUGACCUUCUUGCUUGCUUCGUUGCCGGGAACGCGCUCAACUGGGAUGGAGGUUACCUGAAAGAAUCCGAGGCACGACAUGACGAAGUCAACUCGUGCAUUGACGUAUUGCUCAAUUUCGGAGGAUUCAUGUAUAUUGGGUCCAUUAUUCCGUGGAGCGAAUUUCACCAGCCAGAUGUCACAGGAAUCACCUAUCCCCGCCUCUUUGCUUUGGGUUUCCUCGUCAUGGCCUUCCGUCGCCUUCCUGCUAUUCUUCUGGCCUAUAAAUUCAUCCCGAAGGUCUGCAAGAACUGGAAGGAGGCGUUGUUCAUGGGCUAUUACGGACCAAUAGGCAUUGGCGCUGUGUUCUACCUCGAGCAUACCCGUCACUUGUUUCCAAAGUUAGGUAAAGGCGACGCAGAAGAGACGAACUUGAUCAGGGCUCUUGGGCCCACGGUCUACUGGCUCGUCCUCUUCUCUAUUGUCUUCCACGGUCUUUCAAUUCCUGCUCACAAUCUCAUUAAUAAGGCCCUCGGUGUAAUACCGAUUGUAGAUCCUUCUGGCCCUGCUGAGAUACGGCCGUUGUCUUUGCACAUGCAACUACCCAAGAACAGCGCCGUCAACAACAAACGCCAAUCUAUUAUGGCAUACAAUCGCUUCUCGCGUGCUAACUACCCAGAGGAUGUGGGUUGGGAGAUACCCAUGACCCGGCCGGCUGACUACGAAUCGACCUAUUCUCAGCCGCGCAGGGCACCCGUUAUACGCUAUGACGAUAGUGUCAAAAUAUAG
Messenger RNA from Ophidiomyces ophidiicola, 1638 nucleotides. RefSeq lists its product as uncharacterized. Lineage: Eukaryota; Fungi; Ascomycota; Eurotiomycetes; Onygenales; Onygenaceae. The record is from RefSeq and is a predicted model, not a curated record. Bases 1 to 1638 code for a protein of 545 amino acids. Gene Ontology annotation, molecular function: sodium:proton antiporter activity. The transcript is spliced from 9 exons. Gene Ontology annotation, cellular component: plasma membrane. Gene Ontology annotation, biological process: proton export across plasma membrane; sodium ion export across plasma membrane; regulation of membrane potential.